Molecule: messenger RNA, 526 nt
Organism: Chiloscyllium plagiosum (whitespotted bambooshark)
Lineage: Eukaryota; Metazoa; Chordata; Chondrichthyes; Orectolobiformes; Hemiscylliidae
Source: RefSeq, a predicted model, not a curated record
AUGCCGAGAGCUUCCUACACACCGUACCUGGCACAGGUUACCCACCUCUCUCCCGGCAACACAAAGCCUAUAUUGUCCAUUUGGGAAACUACAUUUCCAUGUAAUUGCGGUUUUCUCCCUCAGGCUUUCCAGCAGCUUUCACAGCGAACCUUCAGCACUGCAGCCCGCCGGCGAGUGGAGAAUAAGGUUCCUGAGAAGCAGAAGAUAUUUCAGGCGGACAAUGGGUUGCCAGUCCAUCUAAAAGGUGGUGUGAUGGAUGCUGUGCUCUACAGGCUAACCAUGGGUCUCACUGUUGUGGGUACAGUCUAUGUUAUGUACGAACUCUUUGACAUUGCCCUACCCAAGAAGAAGUAAUAUCAGCUUGCAGCCAAGUUGGAAGUCUUUGUUUCACUCCACAGCCCUGUCUGAAUGUUAACCUGUAAAUUAUCAGGGACCUUAUUUUACAAGUGUCUGUUCACUGCUUAUGGGAACGGUCUUUAUUUGAUGAUGAAGCGUACAUAAUUAAAAGAAAAAGUGACUUAUCACA